Molecule: messenger RNA, 1686 nt
Organism: Coniophora puteana RWD-64-598 SS2
Lineage: Eukaryota; Fungi; Basidiomycota; Agaricomycetes; Boletales; Coniophoraceae
Product: MFS general substrate transporter
Exons: 10
Coding region: 1-1686 (561 amino acids)
Biological process (GO): transmembrane transport
Molecular function (GO): transmembrane transporter activity
Source: RefSeq, a predicted model, not a curated record
AUGUCCAUAGACAAGGAGGGCGCCUCCGUCCAUACGACGGUCACAACCGACUUGGACGAGAAGCAUGGCUUUCACAGCGUCAGUGUGCAGACCGCGUCUGCACCGGACGAAUUGGACCAGCGGUACGCGGACAUGUUCAAGCGACAUGGCCGGACUGACCUCAUCCCUAUGCCAAGCGACUCGCCAGUAGACCCACUUAACUGGCCUGCGUGGAGGAAGAAUGUGUUACUCGCUAUCGUCGCGUUCCACACGAUGAUAGGACCACUUGGGGCAGCCAUCCUGAUCCCUGCUUUCGACGAGCUCGUGGUAGACUUGGGCAUCACCCUCGCACAGGCGCCCUACCUCGUCUCAAUCCAGAUUCUGUUCAUGGCCAUCGCUCCUAUCCUCAUCUCGCCCUUAUCUUCGCGCAUAGGACGGCGCCCGAUCUACCUUGUCUCCGCCUUCUUCUCUGCCAGCUUGGCGCUCGCAGGAGCUUUCACGCAGAGAUGGGGCAGCCUCAUCACGACGCGUAUUUUCCAGGCAAUCGUGGUCAGUCCCCCGCUGAGCAUUGGUGCGCAGAGCGUGCACGAUACGACUUUUGCACAUGAGAGGGGCAAGAAAAUGGGCGUGUGGGUGCUCAUGGUCGCGACUGGGCCUGUCAUCGGUCCUCUAAUGUCCGGAUAUCUCGUCCAAUACUAUUCCUGGCGCUCGGCUCUAUAUCUCCUGGCUGGUAUGAACCUGCUCAUUUUCUUCUUGCAUCUCUUCUUCGCACCCGAGACGCUCUUUCCUUCUCGCACCUCGCCCGGGACACCCUACUCGGAAGAUGAAGUGUGUUUGCGCUCCAGCUGGCGGGCGUACACGCGGUUCAAAGUGUAUGAUCGGACACCAUUCCGAGCGAGGGAGUUCUACGGCUGGCUCGGGAUGUUUGGCAGGCCGGGCGUUGUGCUUACAACUUUGGCGUAUGCCAUGACGCUCAUGUACACGGUCGCGCUGAUGACGAUAUUCGUUCCCCAAGUAUUUGGCGCCGUGUUCAGCCUCACUCCUGGUCAAAUCGGCCUCCAAUUCAUCGCGCUGCUCAUCGGUGCCGCCCUCGGCGAACUCGUUGCUGGCCCGAGCAGCGAUGCGUUCGUCAACUGGCGCGCUCGUUCGCGCCUCCGCACUCUCCGUUCCCAGUCUUCUACACAUAAUAUAUCAAGCGAGCAGAACGAGACAGUGAAGUCGGCAGUGUGGCACCCCGAGGACCGGCUUAUUCUCGCUCCACCCGGGUUUAUCCUUGCUAUCGUCGGACUGAUGAUUUGGGGCGUGCGAUUGCAGGAGGCGAGGGCUGGGGUGUGGAAUGUCACGCCUGACAUCGGCGCAGCGAUCGCACUGUUCGGCGCCCAGUUCGGGACGACGAUGUGCGUCACGUACACCGUCGAGAGCGUGAGCCACUCUGGUGUCUUGGUCAUCACAGACGGCGAGGAACAAAGCGAGCACGACGACGCUGUGAGGGAAGAGCGCACUGCGGAGAUAGGGGUAUUUAUCGGCUUUGUGAGGCAUAUGUAUGCUUUCGCCUCACCCUUCUACCUCUCUGGUGCGUACACCAAGAUGGGUGACACCCGUGCCUCGGGGCUCUUUGCGGGCCUGAUAGGCGUCGCGAUGAUGAUGGUGAUCGCGUGCAUUGUUUGGGGGCGCAAGUGGAGGACAUGGAAGCAUGCGCAAUCCUAA